Molecule: messenger RNA, 2916 nt
Organism: Capra hircus (goat)
Lineage: Eukaryota; Metazoa; Chordata; Mammalia; Artiodactyla; Bovidae
Exons: 3
Coding region: 2213-2437 (74 amino acids)
Source: RefSeq, a predicted model, not a curated record
CUGGAGAGCUACCAGGGAAGCCUUUUUAGUAUCUAUAUAUAGCUUGAUCUGAAUGAAUGCAUUCUUCUGGGAAUAUAUACUAAAGUCUAUAAUUGGAACUUUAAAAUCUUUUAAUGUGGAAAUUUCAAAGAUUUGUAGCCUAACAGCAAAGUGACAGUUGGGUUCUAAAUUCCAACUCAGUCUCUUCCACCAUUUUAUUUGAAAUAAAUUCAAACAUAGUCAACUGUUUCCAGAUGUGUGCCUAGAUACACAUAUUUCUAAAAUAGAAGAAUAUUAAUAGUCCAGUUUGGAAUAUUUAAUGAGUGUUUACAUCAGAUUACUUUCUAAAAUGAAAAAAUAUUAAAAUGUGAUAAAAGCUAUGAUUCAGGAGAAAGGAACUGGUUUUGAUUGUAUACUGGCAAGUGACUUUAUGUUUUGGAUGUUGAGGUAAAAUAUAGGAAGAAACUUUUUUUUUGGCCUUGAGGCUUAUGGGAUCAUGGUUUCCCAACCAGGGAUUGAACCUGGGCCAUGGCAGUGAAAGCACCAAGUCCUAAAUAUUGGACCUCCCAGGACCUCGCUAAAAAUUUUUUUUACAGAGACUAAAAUAAAAAUUCAAUGUGUGACUCCUGGCCCAUUUAAGAAAUUUGAACUUCAGAUACAUGGGGAUGAUAGCUAAAGUCAUCUCCAAGGACAAUAUAAGGAGGGGAGAAUCUUGAGAAACUUAAUUUCAAGCCAUCUGAGGUUAAUAUUGAGAUUAAUAAUUUUGAGUUCUAAGUAAAAUUAAAUGAAUAGAGUAAGCCCGUCUGCUAAAGGAAGAAUUAAAUGCUGAAUGCAAGUGGUUAUAAUUAAAGAGAUUUAAGAAAUGCUUUAAGAUGUCAUUCAACUUCAUUUUGGUAAUAAUUGAUGUGGAAAAUGUUAACAAUAUUUGUCCAAGGUUACUUAUGGGAUCGGCUUCUUCGUUUCUCUACUUUUUGUGUGUGUGUGUUCCACAGCCCUUUCUGAAAGACAGUAUAUUUUGUAUCUAAAUCAGUAAUGCCAGAAACUGCCUUGAGGCUUAAAACAAUCAAACUAGAAAAUAGCAUAAUUGCAAUUAGAAAUCUAAAUUCUAUUUAGAUAGAGAGGUGUUUCUUUAAAUUGUGAAUAAAUGGCUAUGUCUUUGGGAUGGGGUAUUAUUUUUCUUAGGUACAGUAUAUUUUCAUUUUAAUGUUUGAAACUAUAUGUAAUUCAAGCUUUCAUCCUAGCUCUUUGCUUCCAUAGCAGGGGUCCUCAAAUUUGUGUAAAGGAUUAGACAGUAAAUAUUUUGGGCUUUGGGAGCCAUAAGAGCUCAAUGACAGCUUUUCAACCUUGCCACUGUAAUGUAAAAGCCAUAUAAAAGGCAAAUUAAUGAGUGGGGCUUUGUUUCAGUCAUGGUCACUUAAUUUUGAAUUUAAUUUCUGAUGAAAUACUACUUUCAUGCCCCCCGCACACACCUGUUCAAAUUCUUAGCUCAUGGGUCAUAGUUUGCCAACUGUGUACUAUUUUAUAGACCUACAGGUACUGUCAAAUCUAUAGUUGGUACAGUAAUUUAAAAUAUUUCAUGGCUUAAGUUGGCGCUCAUGGGUGGCUUUUUUUUUUUUAAUGAACUUUCCUAGGCUAUCUUUUGUAAGUAAAGAUUUGAUAGGCAGAAAAACUUACUAAUUGUCAGAUAUAAUGCUCUGGCCUAACUGAAACAUGUAGUUGGGUUUUAUUUAUAGAUAAUAGUUAAUUUGGGACUUCGUUCAUGAUGUAUAUAACAACUCACAUAUCUUUUGAAGGCAAAAGAGCGUGCCAAUGGAAUGGAGCUUGAUGGACGUAGGAUCAGAGUUGACUUCUCCAUAACGAAAAGACCACAUACUCCAACACCAGGAAUUUACAUGGGGAGACCUACCUAGUAAGUUUGUUUUCAAGCUUCUCAAAAUAUUGACAGUUCACUUCAGGGCACAGGGAGGCUUUUGGCAGCUGACUCAAAGUUAAAUUCAAUAUAAAUGUAUUCAGUAGAAGCAUUCGGUUAGUACCAUAAAUUCUGAUGACAUGUAAUAGAUUAAUCACAUCCUACUUUUAUCAUAAAGAAAUGCCAUAUAUUUGACAUUGCUGGGUAAUUAAAUGAUUCUCACCAGACCAAUUUUCCCAUGCUGGUAACUAUUAAGUAUUAAUGUAGGUAAAACCAAGUUUGUAUAAAUCUUAUUCAGUGGCAGCUCACGCCGUCGAGAUUACUAUGACAGAGGAUAUGAUCGAGGCUAUGAUGAUCGGGACUAUUACAGCAGAUCGUACAGAGGAGGAGGAGGAGGAGGAGGAGGAUGGAGAGCUGCGCAAGACAGGGAUCAGAUAUACAGAAGACGGUCACCUUCUCCCUACUAUAGUCGUGGAGGAUACAGAUCACGUUCCAGAUCUCGAUCAUACUCACCUCGUAAGUGUUUAUUUUGACAUAAUUUUGUUAUAAUAGUGUGACUUGCUAUGACUUAUGGAAACCACAGCAGAUAACGGGUUGAUUUAAUUAGUAUUUCCUCAAUUUUUCUGUAGGGUUCAAGGAAGUAUAUGGAAACAACCCUUGGAUCUUACUCUUGUUGCUGAUUAAAAUAAUGUGUGUUCUGUCACCAUUUGUGGCUUUUUUUUUUUUUAGGAAUUGUUAAAAAAUUUUUUACAGCUUAGAAACAUUUUUGAGUGACUUAAUAAACCUUAGCUUUCAGAUUGAGUUAGAUAAACUCCCAGCUAUUUCUGUUUAACAUUGGUUCUGCACUAUGUGAAGGUUUUCAUAAGAGAAUCUGGUACAUAGGAAUUUCCAGAUGACAGAAAAGUUUAAAAUUCUCAACGUUAAAUGUAUGCACUUGAGUAUUGAAGUGUAUUUAUUUCCUUUUUUUCUAGGUCGCUAUUAAAGCAUGAAGUUGAAGACUUUCUGAAACCUGCCCUAGAGUUGGGAUA